UCCACGUUCAUUUUGGAAGAUUUAGUUUUGGAACUGAAUGGGAAAACUCAGCCAGUACAGCUUAAAUUAAGCACAAUGACAGCUGUUGAUACCAUCAUAAAUAGUAAAAUCACCGGUGGUUUUCAAAUUCGAGGACUUAAUUCUGAAGUGCACGUUCAAAUACAGCAAGCUUACACACGUGACUUCAUACCAGUAGAUAAAUCCCACAUCCCUAUCAAAACCACAGCACUUCAGUGGCCGCACCUUAGCCAUCUAGCCAACGAGUUACCACCUCUUCAAGAUUGUCAGGUGGGACUCCUCAUUGGCUACGACUGCCCAUCAGCCUUAGCUCCUCUAGAGGUUAUUACAGGUAGUGCAAAUGAACCCUUCGCUCAGCGGACUGCUCUUGGCUGGAGCAUCAUAGGGUCCGCCAACCCUCACAUGGACAGACAGGGGAGCCAUAGUUUUGUGCAUCGUGUUGCAGUUAAAGAACAGCCUGUGCCUAUUGUUACAGAUGUGUUAAAGGUUUUAGAGUCAGAUUUUAAUGAAAGGAGCCAUGAGGACAAGUAUGUGUCUCAAGAUGAUGUUCGGUUCAUACAUUUUUUGAGUGAUAAUAUCAAGCAAGAGGAGGAUGGACACUAUCAGAUGCCCCUCCCAUUUAAAAAUGACAGCUCACCAACUCUGUUAAACAAUAAAAGGCUAGCUACUGUUAGACUGCAACACCUGAAAAGGAAGUUAUCUGCCAAUAAGCACUAUCAUGACCAAUACACUGCCUUUAUGGAAGAAAUGAUCAGCAGAGGUGAUGCAGAGCUAGCCCCUGCAGUUUCGGAGGGAGAAACUGCAUGGUACAUUCCCCACCAUGGUGUGUACCACCCAAGGAAGCCAAAUAGGCUAAGAGUUGUGUUUGAUUGCUCAGCAAAGUUUAAUGGCAUCUCACUAAAUGACACCUUACUUACGGGCCCUGAUUUGAUUAAUUCACUGGUGGGAGUUCUGUGUCGUUUCAGAAGGGAGGAGGUUGCUGUAAUUUGCGACAUUGAAAAAAUGUUCCAUCAAUUCCGUGUUUUCCCAGAAGCUCGCAACUACUUAAGGUUUCUUUGGUGGGAAGGCGGGAAGUUGGAUAGUGAACCGCGAGAAUAUCGGAUGACAGUUCAUCUCUUUGGUGCCGCCUCCUCACCUGGAUGUGCCAACUUUGGUCUGAAGUAUCUGGCGCAGCAAUACAAAGCCCUCUAUCCUGCAGCAUCCAACUUUGUUGAAAGGAAUUUUUAUGUUGAUGAUGGCUUAACUAGUGUUCCAACUGUUCAAGAGGCCAAAGAACUGAUUGUUGAGGCACAGAAGCUGUGUAAUCAUGCGGGCCUAAGACUACACAAGUUCAACUCAAACUACAAAGAUGUUCUUUCCUGUGUGGCUCCUUCAGAAAGAGCAGAAACAAUGGAUCCUCUAAGACUGAAUCCAGAGGUGACAUCACAAGGACAUGUACUUGGCAUUCAGUGGUCAAUGACGAGUGAUUGCUUUAGUUUCAACAUCAAUGUAAAAGACCACCCGGCAACUCGUCGUGGCCUCUUGUCUGUCUUAGCCUCUUUGUACGAUCCACUUGGAUUUAUGGCUCCUUUCACUCUGAGUGGAAAGUGCAUUUUACAGGAGCUGUGUCACAAAGGCAUAGGAUGGGAUGAUCCGAUACCUAAGCAGUUGAGUUCACGGUGGGAGGAAUGGAAAAAUGGCCUCAAAACACUAAAGGAUAUCACCAUACCCAGAUGUUACCAUCCUUCAAACUUUGGUCACAUUGUAAGCACUGAAUUACAUCAUUUUUCAGAUGCUAGUAGUAGAGGAUAUGGUUCAUGCUCCUACCUGAGAUACAAGAACGACCGAAAUGAGAUCCAUUGUAGUCUGGUCAUGGCCAAGGCAAGGGUUGCACCCUUGAAGAUCACAAGUAUCCCAAGGUUGGAACUCACAGCUGCAGUAAUUUCAGCCAGGAUGAGUGUCAUGUUAAAGGAAGAGCUUCAGCUAAAAAUAGAAAAGGAAUGCUUUUGGACAGACUCUCAGGUUGUGUUGGCAUAUAUAAACAAUGAAGCGCGAAGGUUUCAUGUGUUUGUUGCAAAUAGAGUUCAACUCAUCAGAGAGAAAACUGAUCCAAACAACUGGCAUUAUGUUGACACAACACAAAAUCCUGCUGAUUUUGCCUCCAGGGGUCUUCAUGCUACAGACAUCCCUUCAGCUGGCUGGUUAUCUGGUCCUAAGUUUUUAUGGGAACCAGAGGUUCCUCAACCAUCUAAACCUUCUAUUGGGCUCCUGGUUGGUGACCCUGAGGUCAAAUCUGUUCAUGUGUUUGCAACUCAAGUCAGUGAACAAGCAGAUAUCCUGGGUCGGCUGGAGAGGUUUUCUUCUUGGACCACACUUCUUAAAGUGGUUGCAAGAAUAAAGAGGCUUGGUUCAAAGUUAAAACACACUGACCUUGUGACUGUGGCAGAGCGCAAGGCAGCUGCUGAGGAAGUUUUGCAUCUAUUACAGCAACAAGUCUUCUCUUCUGAGCUAAAACUUCUUCAAGGAAAGCCUCAAGGAUGCAGUCUUCCUAAGUCUAGUCCACUCUUUAGGCUCAGCCCCAUUCUGGAGAAAGGACUUCUUCGUGUUGGUGGAAGACUUAAAGGAUCAAUCCUCAGUGAAGAGCAGAGGCAACCCAUUAUUCUUCCAAAGGACAGUCAUAUCACCAAGUUGAUUUUGUCCCACUUUCACAGUCAAGUAUGCCACCAGGGCCGAAAUCAAACCAUGAUGGAGAUACGAGCAAAUGGAUUUUGGGUGAUAGGUGGGAGCAAAACAAUUGCGAGGUUGAUAUUUAAAUGUGUUCAGUGCCGUAAGCAAAGAAGACCAGCUGAAGAGCAAAAAAUGUCUGAUCUCCCAAAGGAACGUUGUGAAAUCUCAGCUCCAUUUACAUUCUGUGGAAUGGAUUGUUUUGGCCCCUUUGCUGUAAAGAAUGGUCGUAAAGAGAUCAAGAGAUAUGGUCUAAUCAUCACAUGUCUUUCCUCUCGUGCAGUUCAUAUUGAAAUGCUUGAUGAUUUAUCCACUGAUGCCUUUAUUAACGCUUUAAGAUGUUUUAUUAGUUUGAGAGGAGCAGUUUCUCAACUUCGCUGUGAUCGGGGCACAAACUUUGUUGGCGCCAGCAAUGAGUUCAAAGAGGCUCUCAAGAAAUUAGAUAUCAGGACACUUGAAGCCUUUCUGGCAGACAAACAGUGUGAGUUUGUGUUUAAUGCUCCAUCAGCUAGUCAUGCAGGUGGCAUUUGGGAGCGGCAAAUACGUACCAUCCGCAGUGUCUUAAAUGUUACUCUUGCUCAGUGUGCAGGAAGACUUGAUGAUGCAUCACUCAGAACUCUGUUCUACGAAGCAAUGGCAAUUGUAAACAGCCGUCCUCUUAAUGUUAAUGGAAUUAAUGAUCCAAAAUUACUUGAGCCCUUAACUCCAAAUCAUCUUAUCCUGAUGAAGUCCAAGGUUGCUUUACCGCCCCCAGGAAGCUUUGUAAAGGAGGAUGUGUAUGCCACAAGGAGAUGGCGUCGAGUACAAUAUUUAACAGAACAGUUCUGGAGCAGAUGGAAAAGGGAGUAUCUCCUGAAUCUCUCUUUGAGACAAAAAUGGCAUGUUGCUCGGCGCAAUAUGAAAGUUAAUGAUAUUGUCAUAAUCAAGGAGGACACUCUUCCAAGGAAUGAGUGGCACUUGGGUCGAGUGGUUCAAACUGCAGAGGGAUCUGAUGGAUUGGUUCGUCGGGUCAAGGUUCAAGUGGGACAGCGCAAGUCAGCAAAGGAAAAGGACUUUCCCUCAAAACCCUCAAUCAUUGAACGCCCUAUUCAAAAAUUAGUACUUUUACUUGAAGGCGAUUAAUGUGUUUGAAAAGGUAAACACUCUUAUCAGACAUGAUGUUGACUGGUUACAUGUUGACCCGCAGAGUUUGUGGCCAGCUGUGAAAUCAUACAUGAGUAACUCUGUUGUUUUGUUUCAGUUUAAUCAUGUUAUGAUUUGGUGGGAGUGUUAGUGGCCAGCUGAGAUAGGUAUGUGUCAUUCAUGUUUUGGGGUUUCCAUCCCUUAUGUUAUUCAUGUUCUGGGGUUUCAGCACACGCCCCAGAACCUCUAUAAAUAGGGUUGAUUGCCACACACCUGUUUUGCCACUUCCACCUGAGUUGCCACAGGAUGCAGGUUAUGUUGGGUAGGGUCAGCAAGCAGCACAUUGCAGUUCAUGUGCCUGUUGCUACUCACCACUUGUGUGAGAGGAGUUUUGCGCCCUUGGUAGGCGAAGCGAGUUUCACGGUGCUCAUGAGGAAAUAAAAUUUGUACCAGUUGAGCUCUACGCCUCCUUAUUGAUACCAAGGGUCGCUACACCAUUGUUUAAGCAAACCGGACUAAAUAUACAUCCGGACUAAAUAGUAAAGACGCGCGUGUCUACUCGGUUAUGUGAUUUCUUUAUCUGGGUAAUUUUUUUCUAUUAAUAAUUUUUUUUUGCCAAAAUAAAUUGUUGGUGAGUAACGAAAAACAUGCCUGAUUAUGUAAUAAAUUUUGUUUAUAAUAUAUUUAAGUUGAAAUGUUAUUAAUGCUUUGGGUUAAAGAAAUAAGAAAUAAGAAAAAGAAAUAAGAGUUAAUUGUAUGUUCUUUGUAGUAUUACACCUGAUGGGAGGGGCUAAUAAGUUAAAAGGGGAGCUGUUCAGCUCAGGUAGAGUCAGUCAUGAUUUGGUUGCACAGAGGGUAACAACUGACUGCUCACCUGUUUUUUUUUUUUUGUUUGUUUGUUUUGUUUUUUUGGACUGUUUGCAUUUGCUCUUGUGAGUUAUUGAAGAACUGCUGGUGUUGGACUGAAAAGUUUGCCUUUUUUUUUUUUUUUUGUAAAUAUUUGAAUUAUUUGCACUGU
Molecule: messenger RNA, 4861 nt
Organism: Myripristis murdjan (pinecone soldierfish)
Lineage: Eukaryota; Metazoa; Chordata; Actinopteri; Holocentriformes; Holocentridae
Exons: 3
Coding region: 76-3843 (1255 amino acids)
Biological process (GO): DNA integration
Molecular function (GO): nucleic acid binding
Source: RefSeq, a predicted model, not a curated record